AUGGACCUAGAUUGUACAGCCAACUCCUCAGUUUCGGACUCUCAAUCAAAUGAACAUACCGUCGAAUCUAGUCCAACAGAAUUAGGCUAUGAAAAUACUAUAGGAACACCGACAGGAGUCGAACAUUACUCCGAUAUAUAUGACAACCGAUCAAAUAAAAUUGUGACCGAAGACCCUAGAAAUAAUUUGGAGUCGUCAGUGAAUGAAAGUGGCUACAGUUCCUACUGUAACUAUAGUUACAUAUCAACUGAAGAUGCAAUAACUAAACCUGAAGAAGGUGAAACUCAGUUUUGCGUCAAUGCAUGCCAUUCGAUCUAUACGAUUCCAUAUGUGCCAGAGAACUUAACUAACAACACUUGUUGUCAUGUAGAAUAUACAAGUGACAAUAACGAGACAGUCAACGCAGUAGCAUCCAUAGUUAGUCAUGGUGUUAACUCUUGCAGUUACAUCCCUGUUUCUAAUAUGGUUACUUCUGUUAUCAAUCACAAUCAUAUACCAACAGUUGCGAGUGAAUUCACCAAAAUCUUUAACUACCAGUGUGACACAAUAUCAACCCCAGAUAUAACAAGGAAGAAUGAUAAUCAAAGAAAUUUCAAAAGUGAUCCUGAAACGUUUUGGGUUAGUCAAAGUGAUGACAUUCAAAAGUCAGUUAUCAGAAGAACAGGUCAUCUAUCAAGCGAUAAACAAAAUGCGUUGGAUGGUUACGUAGACAGUAAAAAUACUCCUACUUCUACAGACCAACAAUUUUUACAGCAACAGGAGUGUUUAAACAAUUAUCGUGUCAAAGAGGACGAUUCCAAAGAGUCGUAUAAUUCAAAUUUUCCUGAAUUCGCGUACAACUUAGCGAAUACACAUUCUCAACAUUACACAACAAAGGAUUUUAAUUAUGCCAGAUCUCAGAAUUCUGUGAUAGACUGUAUCUCAUCAUACCAAGAUAGUUCUCAAACUUCUGAGAGCGUCAGUGCUUGUGUUAAAGGGCCAUCGUUUUAUUCUCAAACCCAUAACGUUUAUUGGCCUUGGGUUGACAGAUUUUACGCUGAAAAUUGUGCUUCGAAAUUAGGCUCAGUUUGUAAUUCGGAUGUUACUACUAAGGGACUGAUGAACUACACAAGUUCAUUCUCUUGUAACCCAAGCUUUGGUCAUCCCUACAAUUCACAGUCUUUAUUCAUCAGCGGUGCCGAUCUUUCUUACAUCGGUGAAAAGCCAAAUGAACAGUCUCAGUCUUCGAAACUUUCAGCAGUAAAUUUAUGUACAGGGGAAACUAUGUCUGCUUUUCAUUCUAUUGCUCAAAUGUCGAGUGAUUACUCUGGGACAUCUGUGGUUGCCGGUAAUAUACCGAAUGUCAUUUUAAUGAACGCACAAAGCAGUGGUGAUUUUUCAGCUCAGUCUAUCGAUAAUCGUAAAGAAUCUCAAGAAGGUGAGAAUAGCUUUAAUCAUAGUGAAAACUCAUGGCAACAAGAACUGAAUUCAGUCCAGCGUUCAUCACGCAAGAGAUUGUCAGAUAAACAGAGAAAGACUAUAUGUGUUUCGAUUCUUAACGAAAAUCAAACUGAAGAUUCACAUAUUCCUCAAGAUGAAAUUACGCACAAUUCCUCCACAUCUUUCGAUAUUUCAAGCCUUCACCGAGAAAAUGAGAUUUGUUUAGACCAAUCAGUCUCUGGAAAUAGCUAUGCAUGGGCUUCAAAAACUGAUAAACUGAAAUUUAAUUCCCGCUUAAGAUCAAAAAGAUAUUCCGACGCAAUAAAUUUAACACGAAAUAGACCAUUAAACCAAACUGCCUUGAGUGUGAUGGAAAGUUGGUAUACAAAUCAUGUAGAUAACCCGUAUCCUACAACAGCGGAGAAAGAAGAAUUAGCAGCACUUGGUGGAAUAACAGUCAUUCAAGUGAGCUCUUGGUUUGCCAAUCGCCGAACACGAACAGCAAACACCAAGCCAAAGAAGAAUCGAAGAAAGUUGUAUCAUCAAAUUUAUCAACUGGCCGUUGAAAUUGAAACAUUAACACAGGGAGCACUCCGAGCUUGUGAUUUACAAGAACGAAUUGGACAAAUUAUUGAUGAAUAUUUAACGUGAAUUUUCCAGCCUUCCUGUUAAUAACUUAAUUCUUGUUUAUAGUCAGUUCCUGUUAACUUUUUUGAAUCUCAGGUUCAUUUUUUGUUCUUGUUUAUUUUUACUUUACUUAUUUGGAAUUUUUUGUUUGUUUGUCAGAUAAUUCUUUUUCUUACUAAUACAGUUUUUUUUAUUGAAGUCUGCUUCUUUUUUGCUAAAUUCUGGGAAAAAUGUGAUCACCUUAAGCUUAUAGUAAUUUUGAUAUGUCACGUUCCUUAUUAAAUUAGCAUAUCAGAGUACUUCAUGGUUACGCCAACGUAGUUUAUAUGAGAGCAUUUAACUCAGAUCUAUUGAAUAGAUAAUAUAUGAAGCGAUCCGCUUGUUUGGUCAUAUUUUUACCGUUUCACAGUCUGUGGUAGCAAGUACGGCAGAUACGUGACUUGAUGGUUAAAUCAUUUACAAUCACUUUUUACUGAUUAAUUGUUGAAUAUUUUAACUAGAUACCGGGCUGUCCAAGUCAAUUAUAAGCAAGCAACCUCCAUUUGUUUAUUUGAACAAAACUUGGAAAUAUUUUCAGUAGUUAUUAUCUACUAAAGUACUCUUGUGAUAAAUACGUUGAGUUAGUCUUUGGAAUACUUAAGAUUAUUACGAAAACUUCAUUUGUGAUCAUCAAUAAUUUUUCCUUUUUAUUCCAUUUGUUAGAAUUACAAUUCAUGAUGGUCAGUUGACAGAUCAAGUUUAUCAGUCAUAUGUAAAAACAUAUGAAUAGUGUACUACUCUCCGAAGUUUGUUCUAAUGAUGUUAGCUAGCAAGGCAGUGAAAAGUUCAUGAAUAAACUACGUAACUCCACCAAACAGGAUUUAAUUUUCUGCACAGUACUUUGCCUUUUAUAUCACAAACGCUAACAUGAGUUAUCCACACUUCAC
Messenger RNA from Schistosoma spindalis, 2972 nucleotides. NCBI's taxonomy places the organism in Eukaryota, Metazoa, Platyhelminthes, Trematoda, Strigeidida, Schistosomatidae. The record is from the annotation of a GenBank genome assembly.